Molecule: messenger RNA, 3045 nt
Organism: Alternaria metachromatica
Lineage: Eukaryota; Fungi; Ascomycota; Dothideomycetes; Pleosporales; Pleosporaceae
Exons: 1
Coding region: 1-3045 (1014 amino acids)
Molecular function (GO): protein binding
Source: RefSeq, a predicted model, not a curated record
AUGAGCGGCCGGGCUUCAUCCACCUUCAUUGGGGACAAUACCCAUGGAUCCACGCUCAACCAAGGAUCUAUCGUCACUGGAGACAGCUCACACGUCGGUAACAUCAACCAUUUCCACACGGCUACACAGGAGGAUUCCGCGCGCAAAUCAUGCCUGAGAGACCUCCUGGCAGCUUUAGGGGAUGAUCCGGACGACUAUCGGCAGAUGCUCGAGGACCGCAAAGGACCGAAAACACUGGGCACUUGUGAGUGGGUUUCAUGGAGUGUUGAGUACAACAAUUGGGCUACCAAGUCUUCCGGUCUGCUGUGGAUCUCUGGAGAUGCCGGUAAGGGCAAGACCAUGCUUGCCCUCAAUCUUGUCAGCACGCUGAAAACCCAAUCAUCGGCCGGAUAUGUUGUGCACUUCUUCUGCAGCCGAGAUCAUGGAAAGAAUACCGGCUGCUCCAUCCUCCGCGGUAUCAUCUAUCAACUGCUUGUCCAGAAGGAAGAGUUGUUCGAGCAUAUUUCGGAUGAUUAUGAGAAACACGGAGCCAGUCUUUUCGACGACAGGAAAUUCCAAGCCCUUUGGGCCAUCUUCGCCCGUAUCAUACAUGAUCACAACGUCACAUGCCUCACAUGCAUUCUCGACGGCUUGGAUGAAUGCGACGAGGAAGGCCUUGAAGACUUCUGGACGAAAAUCGAGACUCUUUACAAGGCAGACCCUAAAGUGAAGCCUGGCAUACGUCACCACUCUUUGAGGCUUCUGAUCGUCAGCCGCAAUCAUCCCUACUCCAUUCAGAGAGCACUUGAGGACUGUCCCCGAUUGCGAUUUGAAGGCAAAGGCGAAUAUCACAUGAAGUCUGAUAUUUACAAGUUCAUCGACGAUCGCAUGGCCGGUCUUAAAUGCCCAAGCGAGACGCGCACACACAUCAAGGAAAAGCUGUGUGGUCGAGCGGAGAGCACUUACCUAUGGGUCGGCUUUGCCAUCAAUGCCCUAAAGAAGGUCCGAGUAAUCGACAUGGAAAAGACCGUUGAGUCAUUCCCGCGCGGUCUCGACGCCAUGUACCGUCGUAUGUUGCUGGCAAUCACGGAUCAUGAACGCGCAAGAGUUAUAGAAAUCCUGCGGUGGAUAAUAGUCGCAUUCCGUCCACUGAAUCUACGAGAGCUUGCUAUUGCCGUGAACACAAGCCCAGCGAAAGGUCAAAGCAUGGAAGAUGCUAUCACUGAUGAGGUCGCCUAUGCAGGAGACUUGUUGGUGAUGGAACGAAAUAAAAGCACAGGCAAUCAGGUCGUACGUCUGGUACACUCAUCGGUUCUGGACUUCUUCCGGUCCAUCCAUCAAUCCGAUGUCAGUCUGGAGUUCUUUAUGUUCCAGGAGAUAGCUACACAUAACCACGUUACCCAAAGCCUCUUCGAUUACAUGUUCCAUACUUUCUGCAGUCUGCCUCACACUGGAGGUGAUGUCACCCCGUUCGAAUACAGGGCCCAAUUCCAGAAGAAGGAGUACCCCCUUUUUGAGUACGCACUUACUUACGGCGUUGAACACUUGCUACGAAUUGGAGACGUAAGCCUUAUCGAAAAUUAUCAUCAGCUACUGGACCCAGCCGAAGAGUACCAUGCCCCAUGGUUGCAGCACACAUGUUGUGCAAUGUACGGCCACAAGCCUCGGGAGGGAGUCACCGUUGCUCAUCUGGCAGCCUUGGGGGGUCUGAUUAUCAUACUCGAUUACCUUCACACAAAGCAAUAUGCUAACAUAAAUGCCCAAGAUGGCAGUGGGCGAACGUUGUUGUUUUAUGCCACACUGCGCUGCCAGGUGGAGAUGAUGGCUUGGUUGCUGCUUCAUGGUGCCGAUCCAAACCUUCAAGACUCCAACCAAGAAACACCAUUGCAUAUUGCUGCUGGAAAGAAUCGACUCGACGUUGUUGAACUUCUUAUUAAUCACGGUGCACAAACAUGUAUCCAGUCAUCAUCUUCCGAUCUCAGAAGGGGCCUAAUUUGGGGUCGAGCUAACGACGAAUUUGCAAGACUCGGGGUUGGUUAUCGCGGUGGAACUCCUGUUCGUGUUGCUGCGAUCAAUGUAAACUUUCCUGCGCUACCUACUAUACUCGCUCGCUUUUUGCAAGAAGGUGGAUCGAUUAACGACACCGACGAAGAUGGUUGUACCGUCCUCCACGAGAUCGGAACCUUCUUUCAAGAGUAUCCACGGCGUUCUUGGAAGACGUUAAGCGAAUUGUUUAAGUCUUUCGAUGACUUUGAUCCCGACAUUCUGGACGAUGAUGGAGAAUCUGCUCUGCAUAUUGCCUCACGUGGGGAGUAUGCUCUGCAUGUGAGCGGCCAAUACUUCAAUCCACCAAUGUCUUACCCAAACAAUGACGGCUUCGAUGAUGAUGAUGAGGAUUCCAGAGAGAGGGAUUGGAACGCUGUUAGCGCACUGAUAGAACUGUUCGGGGCAGCUGUCGACAUCCGAACAUCCACUGGAGCAACCCCGCUACACCUCGCGUGCAAGAAGGUGGAUCCCAGCCUAGUCGAAUACCUGCUUCGCAAAGGUGCCGAUCCGCGAUUAUAUGAUCAGUCUGGACAAAACGCACUGCACUGGCUUUGUAGCCAAAGGCAAAACGGGUUUGAUAAGAGACCCGAGAUUUGGUGCAUGCUAGCACAGGGCAUGACUUUGGUGGAUAUUGAAGCUAGAAUGGCCGAUGGCCAAACAGCUCGAGACCUUGUUGCCAAGUUUGAAGCAAAAAAUCUGGGGAGCGAUGAUAGUGGCGAUAGUGACCUGGAACCAGAUGUUGAGGGACCUGCAGAGCCAGUACCCCAGCCUCAGGAAGAAAGUUACCUUCUUGGGGGGCGCGGACGUCCUUUUGCUUUUUCCGGAGAUUUUGUUUUCAUUCAAAACAGACUUCUUGUUCUGAUUGAUGACAUGCUUGUGUUGAUCAAGAGCGAGCCUUCAAGUAGAGCAUUUGCGCGGUUGCAGCGACUAGUCGAGGAGAAACCUCACAUGCAGCAUUUGCUGGAGAAGAACCGCUUGUAUUGGGAGUCUCAGACGAAGGAACGAUGGCGACUGGUCUAA